Molecule: messenger RNA, 786 nt
Organism: Capsicum annuum
Lineage: Eukaryota; Viridiplantae; Streptophyta; Magnoliopsida; Solanales; Solanaceae
Product: LRR receptor-like serine/threonine-protein kinase ERL1
Exons: 2
Molecular function (GO): protein binding
Source: RefSeq, a predicted model, not a curated record
AAAUAGGAAAACUUGCCAAUCUCGUUGAAGCUUAUCUGGAAAAAAAACAAUUAACAGGUCACAUCCCUCCAGAAAUAGGUGACUUGACCAAUGCAAAAGUGUUCUACGCUUUCUCCAAUGAAUUGUUUGGUCCCAUUACUGCAGAAAUAGGAAAGAUGAAUGAGUUGGGGAAGUUGAAAAAACUCAACGAUUUGUUAUUAUCUAAUAAUGAACUCUCUGGCCCAAUUCCUAGUGAGUUGGGGAAGCUGCAAAAACUCAACGAUCUGGGAUUAUCCAAUAAUCAACUCUCUGGCCCAAUUCCUAGUGAGUUGGGGAAGCUGAAAAAACUCAACGAUCUGGGAUUAUCCAAUAAUCAACUCUCUGGCCCAAUUCCAUCCUCCUUUGAAAAUUUGAGAAAUUUGCAAGGUCUGUUUCUUAGUGACAACAAUCUGACGACUGAGGGAAUUCCUUUAUUUAUUUGCAAUUUGACAUCAUUAGUAUUGCUAGAUUUGGCCGGAAACAACUUGAAGGGAGAAAUUCCUCAAUGUUUGGGCAGUAUCAGUGGCCUCCUGCUAUUGAGGAUGUCAGAUAAUAAUCUCAGCGGAGAGAUCCCUUUGUCUAUUUGCAAUUUGACGUCACUGCGACGUCUAGUUUUUGCCAGAAACAACUUGAUGGGAGAAAUUCCACAAUGUAUAGGAAAUAUGAGUGGUCAUCUUUGGAAUCUGGAUAUGCAACACAAUUAUCUUUCUGGGACUCUUCCAAUAACUUUUAACAAUGGAUGUGCACUCCAAUUAUUCAACUUGAAUG